Messenger RNA from Hydra vulgaris (swiftwater hydra), 2239 nucleotides. NCBI's taxonomy places the organism in Eukaryota, Metazoa, Cnidaria, Hydrozoa, Anthoathecata, Hydridae. The record is from RefSeq and is a predicted model, not a curated record.
AUUAGUGCUUCAAACUAAGAAAAGGAAAGUUUUUUUCAAAAGUUACCCGGUUUUACAAUAAUUACCUCCUUACAAAAGUUACCCAGUUUAACAAUAACAUAAGUUUAGGCUAGGUUGAUUGUGUUGAAGAUAAAUGCAAAUAAGAGAAAGGUCUUCAAAGUUUAAUUAUAAAACGCGUAUUCAUGACACGUAAUAAUGAAUUACUUAGUAAACCGAGACUUAUUGAAUUUGUGGAAAUCAAUAAAAUAAAAACUGGUUUUAUUUUAAUAUAAAAUUCAAGACAACCGUUGCAAGGUACAGAUUAAGAAAGAUAAACAUCAAAAGUUUUUAUAUAGGUUUUUACGUCAUUAUGGCCAACGGAAAAAAACUCAUAAAUAAAUCUUCUACUGUUGUACAACAUCUUGCAGUUCAUAACAUACAGCAUCUUCAUAACUACUCAACAUUUGAAGCUCAGUAUUUACAACGUAUGCGUUUUGAAAAUAAGAAAAACAGCAGUUCUGGUCAAUAUUCAUUUUGCAAUGGCUUUGAUUCGGAUACUGGCAGUGAUCUUCGACAUGACAAGCAUAAGAAAUUUAUUGAGAAAAAUAAAACAAACAUUUACAAAAAUUGUUCAGUUAAAAGAUGCGUCUCCACAGAUAGCGGGUUUUCUUCUACAAAAACAGAUUCUGGAUCGUCCUCUGAUUUUUCGUGCAACGGAAAGUCAGCAAGAAGAACUGAAACCUUGAGCAAUUGGAACCAGCAGGAUGAGUUUAACUACAUUGCGACACCAUCAUCAAGAAUUAAUGUUCAACCUACUAAAUGUUUUGAUUUUAACAAAGCAGAAGCAUUUUGUGAAGAUACUACGCGUAUUGAAAAAAAACAAAGAGAAAUUUUAGAACAGUGUUACCAAAAUGAAGCACUAAAAAAAUUUAACUAUAAUGUUAACCCUUCUGUUUUCGAUUGUAGUUUGUUAAACAAAAGCUCAUCUCCACUUGACGUCUUUUCGAAUCCGUUAUCUGUUUAUGUUCCGUCUAAAUACGAUCGACAUAAAUCAAAAAUAUUGCUCAAAAAGAAAAAAAAAAACUCAUUCCAAAAGUUGAAAAACAGCGUUCAAAAUUUAAAAAUAAAAAAAAACGUCCAACAAAAUGGUCUCUCACUAAUGACAAGUAGUUACGUACAAACCGCAAACAAUUUGCUCAAUCUUAAUUUAAAUCAAAGUUCAAUAAAACAAAACAACAAUCACUUGUCAUUUUCCUCCAAUAUAAAAAAUACAAAUCAAAAUAAUGUUUUUAAAGAAAAUUUAGUUAAUCAUCAAGUUCAAGACAAUGAAGACGAAGAUGAAAUUUUGACGCGUUUGUUUACUCGUCCUAAUAAGAAACCUUUACUUGCAAAGUUAUUUGAAAAGGUUGGAGGACAGUCAUACAGUAUGCGCAAUAUUGAUAAACUAGAAGAACAAGAUAAAUUUGAGGAACAAGGUAAACAUUUAAAAAAAACUUCUAGCAAUCGAUCGAUUCCUGAUGCAUUACGUUCAAUAUGGACAAAAUUGCAGCGUCCUUACGUAGAACGAGAAAGAGUUGAUAGAAGCAGUCAACACUUAUCAAAAACAAGUAGUAUGCCACUUAUUUAUCAGGAAAAUGAACAAACUUUGGCUUUUCUAAACUCAAAUAGAAACUGCAUUAAUAUAAUUGAUUCUGAUGCAAAUUAUAAACAACCUGUUACUUGCAAAAAAACUGUUAAAAAGCCUUCGGAAAUUAAAAGUUUAAACUACGUAGGGAAAGAUAAAAGAUCUUCUUCAUGUAGUGAACUCACUUCAAAUAAAUCUCAUUUCUUCAAUCCGAAGAUAGCUUACGCACCAUAUCUAAUUGCGUUUCAGAGUUCAAACGAUAACCUUAAAACAAAAUCGCCAAACAUACAAUAUCCUUACGUUGAAGGACCAACCUUUCAUUGUCAAUGCUGUCAACAUAAUAUGAAUAAAAAUCAAUACCAGUCUUUUUAUCGAGAACAAGCAGUGGCCCCUUUUUAUCGAGAGCAAGGAGUGGCCCCUGUAUAUCGAGAGCAAGCAGUGGCUCCUUUGGAUGUUCAAAUAGAAAGAGAAAAAAAAGCGACGCGAAGAAAAGUUUCUGACUUAUAUUUUGAUUCUUUCGUUUAAAUUGAUUUUCUUAAACAAUCAAUAUUUAUUAUUAGUAAUAUUAAAGAUUUUAUUGUUUUUAUAAAAAAAAGACCAAAAUUAAAAGUAUACAAAUAUAGAAACUAAAACUAU